Penicillium olsonii is the source of this 807-nucleotide messenger RNA. NCBI's taxonomy places the organism in Eukaryota, Fungi, Ascomycota, Eurotiomycetes, Eurotiales, Aspergillaceae. The record is from the annotation of a GenBank genome assembly.
AUGUCUAAGUUAACAUUUUACGAUGUGGCCAUGGGUGCCCCCCUCCACCAGCGCAACAGCGCCGUCAACCCAUGGAAGUCACGCCUGGCCCUGAACUUCAAAGCCAUCCCUCAUGAAACAAACUGGGUCACACUUCCCGACAUCACAAAAGUGCGCAAAGGGCUAGGAAUCCCUCCGUGUCGCAAGUUCGCCGACGGCACGGACUUCUACACCCUGCCCAUCCUAAUUGACCCCACCACAUCCCAUAAGAUUGGCGACUCGUUCGACAUCGCCGUCUAUCUGAACAAACAAUACCCCAACUCCGGCGGUGAUCUGUUCCCGCCCCAACCACUGGAUUACACUUACGACCCCGGUGCGGCAAUCCUGGUACCGCUCUCCGAGCUCCAACAGAAUGAGUACCCACAGUAUGCGCGCUUCAACGCGAAUGUCGACGCGGUAUUCAGCAUGCAUACCAUAUUGAUGAUUGGGGGUAUGCCAUUCGAUCCCGAAACAGCGGACGAGGCCAAAAAGGAAUUUAUUAGGCGCGCGGGCGUGAGCUCCUGGGAUGAUUUCGCCAUCGGGGAUGAGCAGCGGAAGCAGACGCUGGUAUCUUUUGAGAAAGCUCUCGGCGACCUUGCUCGGUUGUUUACCAACGACGGUCCUUUCAUUCUAGAAAAACUUAGUUAUGCGGAUAUCAUUGUUGGUGGCUGGUUGCGCAUGACGAAUCGCACCUUGCCAGCGGAGGAGUGGGAGCAGUUGAAGGGGUGGCAUGGUGGUGUUUUUGGGAAAUUGCAUGACGCCCUGGAGGUGUAUGCAACUGUCAAUUAG